This is a messenger RNA of Colletotrichum scovillei, 949 nucleotides long. RefSeq names its product ribosomal protein S12. The record is from RefSeq and is a predicted model, not a curated record. Gene Ontology annotation, molecular function: structural constituent of ribosome. Gene Ontology annotation, biological process: translation. The coding region runs from base 247 to 672 and encodes 141 amino acids. The transcript is spliced from 2 exons. NCBI's taxonomy places the organism in Eukaryota, Fungi, Ascomycota, Sordariomycetes, Glomerellales, Glomerellaceae. Gene Ontology annotation, cellular component: cytosolic small ribosomal subunit; ribosome.
GAGGAUACCACUUUUCGCGAAGAAGCAGUCAGGCACUAUCACCACCACCAAGUCAAUUCCCGCGAUACCCCCCAACACAUCGGUACGUUUGCGCUGUCCCAUCCAGAAUCUCCAACCCAUCGACGACGAAUUUCCCGAGCAAAAAAAAUUUCAACAAUUUCGACGACGAAAUCUCGAUUGCCACCACCACCACACAACUGCCCCUCUAGGAACUUUUUCAACUGACAAUAGUCUCAUCCAGCCAACAUGCCUCGUGGACUCAAUGCGGCGCGCAAGCUGCGCAUGAACCGUAAGGACCAGAAGUGGGCCGAUCUCGGAUACAAGAAGCGUGCCCUCGGUACCGCUUUCAAGUCCUCCCCCUUCGGUGGUUCCUCCCACGCCAAGGGCAUCGUCCUCGAGAAGGUCGGUGUCGAGGCCAAGCAGCCCAACUCCGCUAUCCGAAAGUGCGUUCGUGUUCAGUUGAUCAAGAACGGCAAGAAGGUCACUGCUUUCGUCCCCAACGACGGUUGCUUGAACUUCGUCGACGAGAACGACGAGGUCCUCCUGGCCGGUUUCGGUCGCAAGGGCAAGGCCAAGGGUGAUAUUCCCGGUGUCCGUUUCAAGGUCGUCAAGGUCUCUGGUGUCGGUCUGCUCGCUCUGUGGAAGGAGAAGAAGGAGAAGCCCAGAUCCUAAACGGGAGGCUUUUUCGUUGCGCGAAGCAUGGGAAGGACAGUGGAAGAAAAUUCGGCACUCGGAGUUUUACGCUUGCAUUGGCAUCAAUGGGUUAUGGUCCUGAUACUGCGGGUAGACUUUGGUCGAUGAAAUAAAACAUCAUGAAAGUCAAUACCUGAACAUGCGGCAUUUCACAUCACACAUUACUACACAAAACGGGGUUUAUUUGGGGGUGGGUUGUGAAGAACAAAAAUCAAGAAUCAGGGAAACGUUGAUUCUACGUGCUAUGAAAUUUACA